Messenger RNA from Trichomycterus rosablanca, 396 nucleotides. Its product is annotated as islet amyloid polypeptide. Bases 1 to 396 code for a protein of 131 amino acids. Gene Ontology annotation, molecular function: hormone activity. NCBI's taxonomy places the organism in Eukaryota, Metazoa, Chordata, Actinopteri, Siluriformes, Trichomycteridae. The record is from RefSeq and is a predicted model, not a curated record. Gene Ontology annotation, cellular component: extracellular region. The transcript is spliced from 3 exons.
AUGCAUCAUCUAAAAGUGCCUGUUCUGCUCCUGCUGGUUCUUGUACUGCUGCACUGUGUGACCGCAGCGCCAAACAACAGGUUCUCUAUCUCCUCUUCUAAGCUGGUGAAUGGGGCACUGGAUGAGAAAGAAUGGAUGAUGCCGGGUUUGCUGAUGAACCCUUACCUCCGGUUUGCAGGGUUACGAUCACAGAGAGCACUCAGUACAGUCAACAGUCAGCAGCACCACAUAGAGAAGAGACGAUGUAACACUGCAACGUGUAUGACCCAGAGACUGGCCGACUUCCUUGUCCGCUCCAGCAACACCGUCGGCACUGUCUAUAUACCCACUGACAUCGGCGGUAACACCUUCGGAAAGAGAGACGUGUUUCAGUCAAUCGACUCACUGCCACUGUAG